Talaromyces proteolyticus is the source of this 1582-nucleotide messenger RNA. RefSeq lists its product as uncharacterized. The record is from RefSeq and is a predicted model, not a curated record. The transcript has a single exon. Lineage: Eukaryota; Fungi; Ascomycota; Eurotiomycetes; Eurotiales; Trichocomaceae. The coding region runs from base 135 to 1349 and encodes 404 amino acids.
UGUCUACCCCGAAGUGCUUAAUCUCUCCUUCUUAAUAUUAUUAACGCCAUCUCCCCAAACAGAACGCCAAAAAAAGACACUGUGCUGGCACAGUCUCUCCUUGGCAUUAUUUAACAACUUACUGAACAAGAUUGAUGCUGGACAUCAUGAUGCACGACGCUACGACUAUGUUCUUGACAGCAGCCAUGUUUUUUGCUUCGCUGAUUGAUGCUCAUAGCUGGGUUGAGCAGUUAACUGUGGUUUCUCCCAACGGAACUUUUGUAGGACCUAAGGGUUAUCCUCGUGGGAAUGUCUUGAGAACGGCGGCCGGAUGGAACGAUAAAAUGAUGCAGUGGCAACUGCCGACUCACCAAGGAAACCAGUUGCUCAAUAAUAUGACGAUGUGUCGACCGAGCCAACAAUCUGCAAAUUACACCGAGGAUAGUCCUGCACUCCAGGCAGCUGCUGGUGCUGUCGUCGCCCUUCGUUAUCAGGAGAACGGCCAUGUGACCCAGCCCUGGAUCAAGAGCGGCAAGCCCGAGCAUAGCGGUACAGUCUAUGUCUACGGCACAGAGCAACCUCGCCCAGACGAUACUCUUUUAUCGAUUCAUAAUGUCUGGACCUUUGAUGGUAGUGGUGGGGACAAACGAGGACGGUUGCUGUCGUCCCAACACUUCGACGACGGAGAAUGCUACCAAAUCAACAAUGCAAGUUAUAUAUCUGUCGAUCGACAAAAUGAAUUUCCUCGCACACCGGGCGCGGGUUCGGUAGAAGGGGCAGACUUGUGGUGCCAAACCGAUAUUACGCUACCCAGUUCCCUGAAGAGCAAUUCACAGUAUACGCUGUAUUGGGUGUGGGACUGGCCGACUUUGACCACCAGCAACACCACAUAUCUGCCAGAGUUGUACACGACUUGCAUGGAUAUUGAUAUCACCGACGUCGCGGGUUCUGCUGACAAGCAGGUGAACGUGGGAUUUUCGCAGGUCACAAAUUACGGCGAUGCAGCCAUCCAGACCGUAUUCGAGAAGCUAACGAGUGGUGGCACUGUAACAGUCCAAAGUCAACCUGCCAAUACCAAUACCCUCUCAGGAGUGGCUUCUGCCCAGGCUGGAGUGACUAGUGCUGCGAACGCUCCUACUCAAGGAGGACAGACGACUCCAUCACUUCAGGUCAAUUCCAACUGCGGUGCAGCGAUGACCGUCACCGUACGCGUACCGACAACAGUCACAGCAGCCACGAUUACUGUCACAAGCACAACACCUCUGCCAGCCAUAACGGUUACGCAGACGGUAACAGUUACCACGAUCCCCUCGACACCAGGUGUGCAGCCUACACGACGGUUCAGCAGGAAAGCUCUCGAAAAGUUGUAGGACCUGCAGCGCAAGCAGGUCUCCAGACUGAAGGAAUGGGAUAGGCGAUAGAAAUAGAUGGACUUGUUGGAGAAUUUUCCUUUGAUCUCAGGAUGGCAUUGCAUUAAAUGGCGUUAGGGUGCAUGGCCAUUUCGUAUUCAUGAACAAAUCGAAAAGCGUGAUCUUGUUAUCACAUCGCAUUCUCCACACGGAUAAUACUAACAGCAAUAAUGCCACCGUCGUAAGCAAUCACC